Messenger RNA from Kwoniella shivajii, 2172 nucleotides. Its product is annotated as transketolase. Gene Ontology annotation, biological process: pentose-phosphate shunt. Gene Ontology annotation, cellular component: nucleus; cytosol. The transcript is spliced from 5 exons. NCBI's taxonomy places the organism in Eukaryota, Fungi, Basidiomycota, Tremellomycetes, Tremellales, Cryptococcaceae. The record is from RefSeq and is a predicted model, not a curated record. Gene Ontology annotation, molecular function: transketolase activity. The coding region runs from base 1 to 2172 and encodes 723 amino acids.
AUGUCACCAAUCGCAACCCAUAGCACUGACGGAGAUGCUUCACACGGCAAGGAGCUCAGAAAAGAGCCCCACGUCCCAGCGAAAACUUCCAGUGCUGAGACCGAGAAGCUAGCCAUCAAUACUAUUAGAUGUUUGAGUGCCGAUUUAUGUCAACAGUACAAAGGAGGACACCCUGGAACAGUGAUGGGUGCAGCUGCAAUCGCCACAGCUCUGUGGAAAUACAGCAUGAGAUACAAUCCAGCAAACCCCGACUGGGUCAACAGAGACCGAUUUGUGCUUUCAGCGGGACAUGCUUGUUUACUACAGUACAUUCUUCUCCACCUCUCUGGAUACUCAACCUGGACCCUCGAUCAAAUCAAGCAAUACCACGCACCUACCAUGGAUGGCAUCGCUGCAGGUCAUCCCGAAAUCGAAUUCCCUGGUGUUGAGUUGACAACCGGUCUCUUAGGUCAAGGUAUCGCCAAUGCUGUCGGAUUGGCCAUAGCCAACAAAAAUGUGGCUGCUACGUAUAACAAAGAUGGUUACCCCAUAAUAGAUAAUAAAGUGUGGUGUUUCACUGGAGACGGUUGUUUACAAGAGGGUAUUGGUCAAGAGGCUAUAUCCAUGGCUGGUCAUUGGGGACUUGACAAUAUGAUUCUUGUGUACGACAACAACUCGGUCACUGUCGACGGAAAAAUCGACAUCUGCUUCACUGAUGACACAUCUGCGAAGCUGAGAUCAAUGGGAUGGCAUGUACUGGAGGUGGACGACGGGUCAAACGAUCUCUCUGCUAUCGUAGAAGCCUUCGAGCAAGCAAAAGCCUUCACAGGUAAACCUGUUUUUAUCAAUAUCAAAACUGUCAUUGGUAUUGGAUCCGCGAAUCAAGGUAGUGGAAAGGUUCAUGGAGCUGCUCUUGGGGAAGACGAUGUUGCGAGAGUCAAGACAGCACUUGGUUUUGAUCCUAAAGAGAAGUUUGUCGUGCCUGAGAAAGUGUAUGAGUACUUCAGCGAGACCAAGACUCGAGGAGCCAAAGAUGAAGAUGAUUGGAAUGACCUUUACAAGAGAUAUGAGCAAGCAUAUCCUGAAGAAUCGGCGGAUCUCAAUCGUCGAUUGGCUGGUCAGCUCGCAGAGGGAUGGGAAUCUAAUCUCCCUCCAAAGGAAUCGCUUCCCUCUGAUCCUAAGGCUACGAGACAGACCAGUGGUAUCAUGCUCAGAUCUAUCAUCCCGGAGGAUAAGUCAUUUUUGGUAGGAAGUGCGGAUUUAUGCGAGUCCACGUUUGUCAACUGGAAUGGUAUGGUCGAGUUCCAAAACCCCAAAUCAGGAUACGGCGAUUAUUCCGGUCGACAGGUCCGAUACGGUAUCAGAGAACAUGCGAUGGUAGGAGUGGCCAAUGGUGUUGCUGCAUGGCAUAAAGGAGCGAUCGUCCCUAUCAUGUCGAGUUACUUCAUUUUCUGGCUGUAUGCCGCUCCAUCGCUCCGUAUGGCUGCCUUAAUGAAACUUCGAUUCAUCGCAAUCGCGACUCACGACUCCAUUGGUGUCGGUGAAGAUGGUCCUACGCAUCAACCCGUAGCGUUCCCGCUCUUCUUGCGAGCACUCCCCAAUUUCAAUUACGUGCGACCUGCCGAUGCGGAAGAAGUAGCCGGAGCUUGGAUCUUAGCGUUAAAGGACGAUGAUCGGCCAAGUCUGUUCUCCCUAACUAGACAACCGGUACCUCUUUUAUCGGGAACCGAUCGUAACAAAGUGCAAUUUGGAGCGUAUAUCGUUCACGGUGACGAGAAGGAGACACCCGACAUUACACUGGUGGCUACAGGGUCUGAAGUGAGCCGUGCCAUCGACACAGCAAAGAUACUCAAGGACUACAAAGUCAGGGUAGUCUCCAUGCCACAUAUGGGACGAUUUGAUCAACAAUCUGUCGAAUACCGAAGAUCGACCAUUCCGUCUAACAAAUCCCUCGUUGUUGCCAUUGAGCCAUAUUGCUCGUUUGGUUGGGCUAAAUAUGCACACGCUGGAGCUCACAUGACAGGAUUCGGUCACUCUGCUCCAUAUUCUACAUUAUUCGAACAUUUCGGUUUUGGCCCACAGAAUCUUGCGUCGAAGAUCACUGCUUGGGCUGAAACAAGGAAAGGAUCGAACGGAUGGGAUCUUCCUGGUGUCGGUGAGUUUGAAGAGCUUUUGUUGAGCAAAGGGCAUUAG